CAGGUUGAACACGAAUUUACCAUAGACCCAACGUAACACAGAAGACAGAAGAACUGCUUGCCACACAAAACCUGAAAUCUUACAACCAUUAAUUCACUUAAGUGAUUUAUCCAAUGCAUUCUAUGACUUGCCAGGAUUGUCCUAGGAAGUUAGAGGUCGAACGCUAUGUUAAAGAGCAUAAGAUUGAUGAAAUGUUUCAGAAUUUGGCCUCUUCGUUGUUCUACCGAAUGCCAGAAAAUCCAAAACAAUAUUUAAUUGAACAAUUACAAUUAUUAAAAGCUUCACGUGAUGAAUAUGCAGAACCUCCAACAUUAUUUACUGAAACAAAUGCUGAAACAAUAUUUAAAAUGCUUGAUCCAUGUGAAAAGAACUCAAUCCCUUCAGAUCGAUAUCAGCAUGCUUUAGAAACAUUAGGAGUAUUUCAAUAUGAUAAAGUUAUAGACAAUAAGAAUGAGUAUAUAAGUAAAGAUGUAUAUAUGAAUGUUGUUAAAACAGGUUUAAAACAAAUGGCAUCAACUUAUAAACCAUUUAAAUAAGUUAUGGAAAACAAAGAAAAAUUGGUACCAACGAAGAUUCAUAUGCAAAUUGUUAUUGUAUAACAAUCAAUUAGCCAUGUGUAAUGUAUAAAUCAAAUAAAAAGAUUGAUAUGGAUUAAACUAAU
This is a messenger RNA of Schistosoma margrebowiei, 661 nucleotides long. The record is from the annotation of a GenBank genome assembly. NCBI's taxonomy places the organism in Eukaryota, Metazoa, Platyhelminthes, Trematoda, Strigeidida, Schistosomatidae.